CCCCUGGGCUCCACUUCUGCCUGCUGUGCUCUCAUCAAAGCCACGAGGCAACACAGGCAGCAGUCGGGCUCACCCGGACGACGCGGGAAAAAAAGAAGGGAAAACAAGAAAAUCUCAGGCCUGGGUGAUCAAUCCUCCUCCACCACCGCAUCCACGACGCCUCUCAGACGCAUCUGCUCCCACCAUCAGCAGCACCAAUGGCUUUCCGGGCGCGGGGACAGCCGCCCCCCUCGCGCGGCCACUUGCUGGACUUUAGCCAGCAGCACGAAAAGAACAGCAACGGGAUGGUCCAUCGCCUCAAGACGCGCAUCUCCAGCUGGAAGUUGCUGUCGCGCCGCUCCAAGACCCACACGAACCUUGCCUCGCUGUGUCCAGAGACCGCCGGCGAACCGACCGACCCGGCACAGGAGCGCAGGGGAAUACUGCGAACCUGCACUGCCGCUGACCUGAACAUGCUCACCAGCACCUACGCUCCCCAGCCGGCCCCGAGCCCCCACGCCCACGAGAUGGACGCCGAGGCGACCGCUCAGUACAUGCCACAGUUCGUCUCGUCCGGUGUCGACCACGACCCGUUCGCCGACGAGGACAUGUUCAACACGAGCCUGAACUCGAUGCUACGGACAGAGCCGGACCUCCUAGGAUCGUCGACGCCGCGCAGGUUCCUCUCGGUCCUGGAGCCCAAGCUGCCGACUGUCCGCCGCCAGAGCGUCUCCAAGGUCGAGAAGCGCUCGUCCCUGGUCAAGCAGGAAUCGGGCCUCAAUAGGGCAUUCCUUGCACGGAUGAGGUCCUCCUCCGAUGCCGGGAGCUUCGUUCCGUUUGAGAUUCCAGAGCGCCGCUCGUCCAUUGUUUGCUUGGCCGGCUCGCAAAAGAGACAGCUUGAGGAGCAGAUCUCGAUCAGCAGCACAAAGAAUGAGACGGCUACCCAGACUGGCGGAGCGGGUUGGCGGCUCUCUGAUUCUGGACGCAGCAGUCCCAGGACUCCAUCACGUCGAUCGUCCAUUUGCCUUCCACGACGGAGUUCGACCGCCCAGGAUCUCUCUCGGCCAUGCCAUCAGCGCCUGAGGCCCAGACGCUCUUCUCUACAAAAGAGGACGCCUCAGCUUAAUCACAAGUCAAAGAACCAGGAGCUCCGCGCCUCGUUGCCACCGUCCCCGGCUCGCUCUGAUAUCUCCAAGAUGUCAAGUCGCUGCUCCUCCGAGACGGCCAACGAAGCCUCAACCGAGGUGGAGCGAGGGCGAAAGACGACUCAGUAUGCUGAACAGAAGCUACGCCAACUUGUCUUGUCACCAUCCAUCCCACUACUUCUGCCGACGCCACCGUCAGAGCCCGAUCUGGGCGAGACGGUAUACAAGUGCUUCCCGGUAGAUCUCGGGAAAAAACACCCAUCCCCAACGAAGCUUGAGUGGGAGGACAUCAAGCAGAAGUGGCAAAUGGGUGCGAGUGUGCAUGCGAACUAGCUCUGUGUCUAAGAUAUGUUUCGGUACGCCAUCCGAAACGAGAUACACCAAGUCGACGAAUCCUGAACCGGCCAGGUCGGAUCCCUUUGCAGAUAUUCCAGGCUUAUCACCUCUGCCAUCUCGGCUCGGACAGAAAUCCCCUGAAUAUCAGCUGCGCAUGCUGGUGUUAUUCCCGAGCCACUUGGAUUUGGCAUAUCUCGCCGUCUGCCUUAGUGGUUCACAAGUCCCAUGAGAUAACGGCGUCACGAAGGAACCAUUUGCUUGGCUCCGCCAGACCAACAGAGCAACAGGAAGAAGAGAGUGAAGAGUGGCGGGAAAGAAAGAAAAAGAGAAAAAAAAGUACCUAGUGUUCUGGACGAGAUUUCGAGGGCGCAGGAAGUACAUCACGAUCUACAUGUUGGAGUAUAAUAUGAGCCGUCAACGGCGCCACUGGCUUUCCCACUUAACCAGGCCAACUUACAUACCGGAGGUUUCCUCUUUAAUUUGCCUUCCAUUGGAAGUUCUCUACUCAAACCUUUAUUUUCUCUGAGAGACGGGCAAGAUUCAUGUACGAGUAGCUGAACUGCAGAGUCCACAAGGAUAGCCGGACGCAUGCAUCGCUGAGACGGGGCCCAGAAUCACGGGGCUGGUCACGGAGAUGAGAUGGGUAGAAGGGAAUCCCUUGAAGUGGCAUGGACUGGAUGGGCCAUAGCAACAGAGAUAGUUGAAAUGCGCACACACAGCCCGAGACAGAACCGACUCUAGAAAGACAAAAGACAGGUGCACGCAAACGCCCCCAGUAUAAAUCAUAACUCAUGCGCCAUUGGC
Gaeumannomyces tritici R3-111a-1 is the source of this 2264-nucleotide messenger RNA. RefSeq lists its product as hypothetical. Lineage: Eukaryota; Fungi; Ascomycota; Sordariomycetes; Magnaporthales; Magnaporthaceae. The transcript is spliced from 2 exons. The record is from RefSeq and is a predicted model, not a curated record. The coding region runs from base 198 to 1457 and encodes 419 amino acids.